Molecule: messenger RNA, 1072 nt
Organism: Olea europaea var. sylvestris
Lineage: Eukaryota; Viridiplantae; Streptophyta; Magnoliopsida; Lamiales; Oleaceae
Exons: 2
Coding region: 221-793 (190 amino acids)
Source: RefSeq, a predicted model, not a curated record
CCAGAUUCCCCCUGAAAUCCUCCCAUAAAAGCCCUCCCAACCCUCACCUGCAUGCACGAGAACAUCAACAAAAUUCCCUUCCGAUUCGAGCGUAGAAAAUCCUCCUGUAACCACCGCGACUCCACCACCAUCCAAGGCUUGCCGAGGCGUGUCAUACUGUGAUCCGCCACGGCAGCCGUGAAUCCAUUCGCUCUGCCAUCUCCAUUUUUUGUUGAAGGAGAUGAUUAAAGAGACAUAUCAUCGAAAGUUAAAAAUGUCGUCGUCGUCGUCCUCUUCACCUUCCUCUUCUUUCGAGUCGGAAAUGGAGGAGCUACGGUGGUUAGAGAAUGCUCCUCCCUUCUGGAAGAAUCCUAAGGCGAAGAGAUUAUCAAAGCAGCUCUCCAUGUUAGAGACACCUCGUGAUAUUGCAUGGGAGAAGCGCCGCCGCCAGAUUUUCAUGCAAGAGCGGAAGAAAAACGACUCAGACGAUUUGACAGACGAGGAUUUGAGCGAGCUAAAAGGAAGCAUAGAGCUCGGAUUUGGGUUCAAUGAAGAACAAGGACAAAAGCUGUGCAACACAUUGCCUGCCCUUGACCUUUAUUUUGCGGUGAACCGCCAGUUUUCGAUGAGCCCUGUACUGAGUCCAAAUAGUACCGAGUCGGCGCCCGCUCUCGGUGGCCGGUCGACUUCUUUUGGGAGCGACUCUGCUGAUUCAUGGAAGAUUUGCAGUCCAGGUGAUGAUCCUCAACACGUGAAGACAAAGCUGAGGCACUGGGCUCAAGCAGUGGCAUGUUCAGUGAGGCAAUCCUCUUGAAGGGUAACUGGAUUACACAAAAACGCAACAUGACACAAAACGACACAUGAAAACGCUAACGAGAACUAUUGUUCUCGUUUACGCCUACUUUCGUAUUUAUGUAUUAACUGCGCAUUUAGGCAAACUUUUAGAGUUUUGUUAAUUUGAGGAAUUAACAAUCAUAAAGUCUUGAAUUUUGCAAAAUCCAAGUCGAAGAGUAGCAACUUCGGAAUUGGUUUUGGCAACCUCAAAACUUAUAUAUUAGAUUUUUUAGACCAUGAGUUAGAUUUUUUUUUUUUU